This is a messenger RNA of Cantharellus anzutake, 1361 nucleotides long. RefSeq lists its product as uncharacterized. Gene Ontology annotation, molecular function: protein binding. The coding region runs from base 47 to 1324 and encodes 425 amino acids. The transcript is spliced from 4 exons. The record is from RefSeq and is a predicted model, not a curated record. NCBI's taxonomy places the organism in Eukaryota, Fungi, Basidiomycota, Agaricomycetes, Cantharellales, Hydnaceae.
UGUCAUCCGUCCUGAACUCAGAACUGUCACCCAGCAGCAGUCAAGGAUGCAAGGGCGGCUCAGGUUGGAGCACCUUCCCUUAGACGUCCUGUGUGAGGUUGCUCACUGGCUGAAUGCGCGGGACCUUAUAAGGCUUUCUCUGGUGAAUGCUUCUCUGCAUCAGCGCAUACUUAACGACAGGUCUAUUUGGCAUGACCAGAUUCAACAGAUGGUCCGCAAUCGAUGUCUCCCACCCAACACGUUCAAGCCUCUGGGACUUCCACCUGAUUCUUUGCAGAUGAUUGCUACUCGCCCUUACAGACUACUUCGUGCCAUCGAGACUAAGCGCGCCCAGGACGGAUUGUUGCUUCCUGACCUCGCGCUCCUUUCUUCCAGUAUUUCUUACUUUCAUGGUGCUCCUUCCUAUUCGAGAAUUUUCUUCAGCACUGUCCUACCUGGGUCGAAAUGGCUGUUGGCUGGUGUCGGGAACGACGCACCAUCGAUACUCUGCUGUUGGGAUCUUGAAUGUGUCAGUAAACGUCCAGAAACUUAUGCUCUCAGGAAACCGUUGGCCAUUUUUGAGGAGAUGGAUGACCUUCCCGUAAUCGUGGCGCAAUAUAGUGAAACCGGACCUUCAGUAACUGUAAUGGCUCUCACCUGCGAUGGUGACGGACAAUAUGAUUUCGAGAUAUUGCGUCUAGCCUGGGCCCUGCCGACAAAUGAAGACGAGAUGGGCGCAUUCUUCAUCCCCCUCGCUCGACUCGUCCCCGGGAAUAUCUUUGUACAAUUUGCGUUUCUCGAUGGGGAUUACAUCUUUGCAGGUUGUCGAAACUUGUGGAUUGUGUGGAAUUGGCGGCGAGACGAAAUGCUCAAUGUGAAUCUUGAGUUUGACGACGUUGUACACGCAGUAUUUCUCCCGCCGUAUCUUAUAACCCUGUCAUCUGUCGGAGAAUCCUGCGUCUACUGGAUCCCCCCCACCAGCACUACGGGGAGCAAUUCUCCUGCUUUAUCUGUUAAAUCACUAUCGAAAUCUUCUCCCUACGGAAGGGUGAGGUCUGUAGUCACCCUUCAGUCAUGGAUCCCUCCAGAUCUGCGGAGAUCAACGAAGAUUUGCCUAAAGACCACGGUUUCUGAAGAAACUCCACAACGGAUAGUCCGAGUUGAAUCCAGAUUUGCCAGCUCUACAAGAUUCUGGAGUGCCCAUCUGACACAUACGAUCCAGUGGCUUCGGAAGGAUGUGAUCCAAAGCUUUUGCUUCCGCGCCUUGUGUAUCGUGCCCGAGGCUCCCUUGACUGGAAUCCGACAUACACUCUUUCGUACGGCAUGCUUAUGGAACGUGGUCUGACAGCAGAUCGCUCCCCGUCCUCCCCAUUCCCUCGACU